Molecule: messenger RNA, 2511 nt
Organism: Penicillium concentricum
Lineage: Eukaryota; Fungi; Ascomycota; Eurotiomycetes; Eurotiales; Aspergillaceae
Product: putative C6 transcription factor
Exons: 5
Coding region: 1-2511 (836 amino acids)
Biological process (GO): DNA-templated transcription; regulation of DNA-templated transcription
Cellular component (GO): nucleus
Molecular function (GO): DNA-binding transcription factor activity, RNA polymerase II-specific; DNA binding; zinc ion binding
Source: RefSeq, a predicted model, not a curated record
AUGCCGAACACUGCGCUUCCCGCCCAGGAGACCCCAUCCUCCAAUCAGCAAUUCGCGGACCCAAACCGAGAUCAGAGUGCAGAGUAUUCCUCGGAUUCCGAUAACGAUCAUGUUGGACUCAAUGGCUCCACAAGAGCCUUGAAGCGAAAACGGCCCCUCACCGUCUCAUGUGAACUGUGCAAGCAACGAAAAGUCAAAUGCGACCGAAUACAACCGAGCUGUGGCUGGUGUACCCGAAAUGGCCAGCAAUGUGAAUAUAGGGAACGAAAGAAGCCCGGACUGAGAGCUGGGUAUGGAAAGGAGUUAGAACAACGACUUGAUCGAUUGGAAGAUAUUAUCCAAUCGCAAGCUCGGCUUAUUGAGAUGCAUAUCCUGCAAAGCCAGUCUUCAAUGGGCCACGAGUUACCCCAUACGGGACCUCUUUCGUAUAGCUCUCCGUCCGAGCCAUCAGCAGUCCACGGACCCAGCCCUAGUACGGCUCUUUACUUCAACGACCCUGGGUCUGCUGUUACAUUGCCCUCACGCCGUGCGGAUGUGUCUACCAAUAGUCCAUCAGAUGGCUCUGUGAAGAAUACUUCGCACAAUCACCUGCAACAUGACAUGUCAAUGACGCCAGUUGGCCAGCUGUUACAUGCCCAAACCACACAUCACGAUUACGCAGGAAACGAAUCGUCUUUGAAAGUUCCCGUCAACAUAUACUCAAACCAAGAGCAAUCUCUUACUGAUCCCGAUCUGGAUCUGCCACCAUAUGAUUUGCUCUAUGCUUUGGUAGAUCUCUAUUUCGAACAUAUCAACUCCUGGUGCCCGAUCCUCCACCGGCGGACAACCCUGGAUACCUUUUUUGGCCCAUCGCCACUAGACGAGGCAGACCGAAUGGUGCUGUACGCAAUCGUGGCAACAACUCUGCGAUUUUCCUCUGACAACAGGCUUAAUGACCAGAACAGAAAGCGCUAUCAUGACUCUUCCAAACAAAAGGUCGUCUUGUAUGGCCUAGAAAAUUCUUCGGUCAAGGCACUUCAGGCACUCGUGAUCUUAGCUCUUGAUUUGGUUGGAUCUUCCAAUGGUCCGCCGGGUUGGAAGCUACUUGCCCUGAUCACCCGGUCUGUAGUUCAGCUAGGGUUGGCUGUGGAAUCAAAGUCUUCUCUUAUCAACCCCACCUAUCCCUCAAUCUAUACUUUGAGAGCUGUCACUCUUUCGGAGCCAGACUCUUGGAUUGAAGAUGAGAGUAGGCGUCGUUUGUUCUGGAUGGUGUACUUGCUAGACCGAUAUUCCACCCUGGCGACUGCGUUCAAUUUCGCCUUGGACGACAGAGACAUUGACCGCAAGCUCCCUUGCAAGGAUGAUUAUUUUAUGAAGAACCAACCCGUUGAGACGCGGUGGUUCCAAUGCUCCAGUGACCGUGCGGAUUAUCUCAGUAAAGCCGAGAACGUUGGGUCUUUCGGUCUCUAUGUUGAAAUCUUGGGUAUCCUCUCACGGAUUCACCUGUUCUUGAAACGGCCCGUGGAUAUCGGAGCUCUCUCCGAUGUUGAGGAUUGGCAGUCUACCUAUCGCAAACUUGACAGCGAGUUAACAUCAUGGGAGUUCAAUCUCCCAGCUGAAUAUGCCUACGAAAAUUCGUCCCGACUCUUCAGUGGGUCCAAGCAUGGCCGGGCUCCGCACAGCGAUUGGGUGCAAUUGCAUGCAACAUACCAAACAGCUGUGAUUCGUCUGCACUCCUCGGCAGCAUACCCGACAACUCGAUCUCCAAUCUUCACGCCCUCAUACAGUGCCAGCCAGCGAUGCCUACUAGCCGUCGAAAACAUUCUGUCAGUAACAAGGUUCGUUGUAGAGCACAACAUGCUGGACAAGAUGGGCCCGCCCUUUGCCUUCACCCUCUGGGUGUCAGCGCGCCUACUCCUCGUCCACGGCUCCACUAUUGCACAUACCGUCAGUCCCGAUAUCAUCUUUUUCGUGGAUACUCUAUUCCAGUUAGGGAAAUACUGGAAAGUCGCCGAGCGAUACAGCAACAUCCUUCAACGCGUCCUGGACGAGUACAACGAGUAUCAGCAAUCGACCGCCAUAGACGGCGAACGAUCCACACCAUCAACAGUCAAGAUCCUCGCCGAUAUGCGUCGCUGUGCAUUCGACCUGGACUUUUUGAUCUCGCGUCAACCACGUGAAUCACCCGCCGACAAUGGCAUUGGCGAGAGCCACCAGCCCCAUCUACCCCUGGCGUCAAUGCCCGCCCGCAACUUCGCUCCCAACGAACUCGAGUACCUCGAUGUCUUUGGCUUCUUCAACGUUCCCCGUGUUCCUCCUACGCGGGCUCCUGACUUGACUACUUCUACGCAUUUGGAAAUCCCUGAGUCUGUGCCAAAUCCUAUGUCGAUUCAUGGAUUGACGGACGCUAGCCCCGCGCCUCCAACUGGGUCCGUAGAUGAUGGUGGUCAUUCCUCCAAUGCGAAUGAAUUCAACAUCACCAACUACUUGAUUCCGACGCCGGAGACGGAUUGGCUGUUCCGACCAUCCUAG